AUAUUCAAUUUCAUGACAAAGAAAAAACAAUAGUGAAAAAGCCUGAUGAAUUUGAGAAUGAAAUGAAUGAACCUGAUGCAUUAAUUAAUGAAGAAAUUUUGAAUCGUAUCCAAGGAUCUAUGGCAGGACUGGGUUUAGGUGAUGCGCUUGGCGCUUAUGUUGAAUUUCGACCGCGUCAAUACUUAGUAGACCACCCAGUAACUGAUCUUGAAUCUGGAGGAACAUUGGGUCUAACCAAAGGACAAUUUACCAAUGAUACUUCCAUGGCACUUUGUUUGGCUAAUUCACUAGUAGCUUGUCACGGUUUUAAUCCUUACGAUCAAUUAGUUCGCUACAAAUGGUGGUACAGAUUCGGAUAUAUGUCGUCGACUGGAAAUUGUUUUGAUAUUGGAGCAGGUACUUGCCAAUCUCUACGAGAAUUUGAGCGUCGUCAAAAACGAUAUGCCAAGGAAUUCAACAUUUUAUUUGCAGAUAUGGAUAAUCUUUCUGAUAGGACACUACUAGAGAUAUUUGAUAUCUAUUGCAGUGAAGAUGGUGUUGCAGGCAAUGGUGCUCUUACACGUCUUGCACCGGUACCAUUAUUUUUUCAUAGAUUUCCUGCAAUAGCUGUGGAAUAUUCCGGUGUCAGUGGACAAAUCACUCAUGGAGAUAGAAAAGCAUACGAUGCAUGUCGUUACUAUGGUGCUUUAAUUGUGGCUGCUCUUCAUGGUUAUACCAAAGAACAAUUACUCGAUCAUGAAUUUUACUCGAAACACGCAGAAUGGUUUCGUAACAUCCCACUUCACCCUGGUAUUCAGUCAAUUGCUGAAGGAUCAUACAAAAUAGAUGGAUACAAUGCUGGUAUUCGAGGGAAAAGUUAUAUAGUUAAUGCUCUAGAGGCUGCUCUAUGGGCAUUUUGGUCUGAUGAAGGCUCAUUUAAAAAGGGUGCACUUGCUGUUGUCAA
Messenger RNA from Rotaria socialis, 943 nucleotides. The record is from the annotation of a GenBank genome assembly. Lineage: Eukaryota; Metazoa; Rotifera; Eurotatoria; Philodinida; Philodinidae.